Tachysurus fulvidraco (yellow catfish) is the source of this 963-nucleotide messenger RNA. Its product is annotated as taste receptor type 2 member 4. Gene Ontology annotation, cellular component: membrane. The record is from RefSeq and is a predicted model, not a curated record. Gene Ontology annotation, biological process: detection of chemical stimulus involved in sensory perception of bitter taste; sensory perception of taste; G protein-coupled receptor signaling pathway. Bases 1 to 963 code for a protein of 320 amino acids. Gene Ontology annotation, molecular function: G protein-coupled receptor activity; bitter taste receptor activity. NCBI's taxonomy places the organism in Eukaryota, Metazoa, Chordata, Actinopteri, Siluriformes, Bagridae. The transcript has a single exon.
AUGAUGGAUUGCUUAUCUUUUGCUGUGGUGAACAUACCUGUGUCCAUUAUCAGCAUCAUUAUAAACAUUUUUUUAGUCUUCUGUAUGUUCUUUCCACAGCAAGGAACAGAGCGGCUGAAACAACCCCUUAACGUCUUGUUGGGAACACUUGUUGGAUGCAACAGCACUCUUCAAAUCUGCAUUUUUGUGUAUGUCAUCAUGGAAUUUGGAAUAAUUUUGUCAGGUGUUAUUGGUUUUUCUGUUAUUGUAGAAAUGAUCUUGUUUACUAUGAGGACCAGUGUAACCUCAUCCCUUUGGCUGAAUGUCUUCUACUACUGCCAGAUUGUUCCUGCUCAGCACUCUGUCUUCAUCUGUUUGAAGAGGAACAUUAAAUUUUUCAUAUACACUGCUUUAAUAGCAGACAAACUCUUCUUUAUGUUUGGGUUCUCCGAAGGUAUUGCUUUAUCUCUAGCAUUUGUGGAGCUUUAUGACCUUUAUGAAUAUGACUUCAAUAUUACAUACACCAACAAAUGGGAUGAGGCACAUGCAAAGCUGGACAAAGUCAUGUUUUUGUUUUCAGUAGACAUGUGGAUACGAUUUUGUUACUUAUUGCUCUGUUUAAUUGUGAUGAUGACAUCAAGCUGUGCGACUAUUCUUUUCUUGCGGAAACACAUGAAGAGCAUGCAGGGAAGCAGCAGCACCAUUUCAUCUCCUCGCCUCCAGAGACAGAUGAGAGUGACAGUCACAGGCAUCAUUCAGACAAUCCUUUUCUUCCUUUGCUCAGUCUUGAUAUUAGUGAGAGAAUUACUUGUAUUUGUAUUCAACCUUAAUGUUGAUUUGAAUGGCCAUAUAUGUUGCUCUGUUGUCUGUUUGUACACUUUUGGAUCCACCAUUAACUUGUGUGUUGGCCAGACAAUAUUUCGUCAGCGAGUAGUUUACGUUUGGCAAAGAUUCCUCAAAACUGCCGCUUUGUUAUUCAAGUGA